AGGCUCUUCCAAGAUUCUCUUGCAGCAGCCCCCAAGGGUCAUCCCGCAAAACCAAAAUAUAGAAGAGUCAGACCCCUUCUCUUCUACCCGGCACUACAAACUCCGCCGUCUGUGUUGUUAAGGUUCUUCCCCUUCCACCACCACUACGGUUGGCCCCGCCAUUCCACCUAAAUUUCUUGCGCCGCCAUUCUACGCGCAGUCAAGUCAUCUUCCCUCCCGCACUUCCUUCUCAUCCCUCGAUUAUUGUUGCGCCUUCUUCCGUCGUUCUAUAAUUAAUACCGGCGUCCAUCCUUCCCAAGCUAACCCGUUGCUCUCUGCAGCGACGUUGCGUUAUCCGCGGACCCCUGCAGCCCAUUAAGGACUUAAGGCGAUCGGUCCUGGCGGCGCGCAUCUGAUAACUUCUAGACUUGAAGAGAUUCGCCACAACGCAGGCUCGCAUAUUCACCCUGGUUCUUUCCGAAUUUUGACAUGGUCGUCGACCGGCAUAUCACCUUAUCUCGGGAAUAGCAUAUUUGAAGGGGAUCGUCAAGUCGCCAGGGUAUCAAAAUCUCGAAACGCAGGUCGCCUCAGGCGCCACUUAAAACAGGCUAUCUCCUAGCUGCUGCGUGGUUGUCCGCUCUCAAAUAUUCACCCUGGCGCCCCUCAGCGUCCGUUAACGUAGCAUGGCAGAAGACCGUCGACAUAGAGGACAACCGCUGAGGCACGACCAAACCGACGACUCCCAAUAUCCUCCAGUUCCUGGGGAGGAGGACGACCGUGCCAGAGCCAUUCCUUAUCACCAUCCACGGCCCCAAAUGGCGACGAGCACCGUAAGAUUGCCGUCUAUUCAAGAUCCCCACGGAGCCUACGGCCCCUCUGGGGGCAGAGGCUGGGACCCAAGAGCUGGUGGUUAUGGUCCUUCGCCGAGCUCGACGAACGGCUACCCCCCUCCGCCUAGCAGCGCACAAGCGCCCCCGCCUACAGCUUAUUCUCCCCCAAGCGCUGGCAGCGCAUAUCCCCCUCCUGGUUCUAGCCACCCUUCAUAUCUUCCACCAGUUCACGCGCCAGCCUCCGAUCCCAGAACCAAUUAUCCAGACCCAAGAACGGCGCAGUAUUUUCCGGGCUACAGCACUCCCGGACCCUAUGACUUUGCGUACCGAGGAGACCGUGGCGCCCCCGGCGCGUAUCCUGAAUAUGCGAGAGGUGGACAUGCAGGAGCCGCUGUAAUGCAACAGUCUGCUCCCCGGCAGCGAACUUCGAUUGCCUGCAGAUAUUGCAGAAGGAGGAAGAUCCGCUGUAGUGGCUACCAGAAUUCGCCAGGCGGUAAAUGUACAAAUUGUAUCAAGAUGAAUCAAGAAUGCGUUUUCCAGCCGGUUUCAUCGUCCUCAUCCACUGCAUUUGUUCCCGUUUCGGCAUUGCCAAACGGUAUUCCACCAGGUACGCAACUAUUUGGAGCAUAUGGCCAACCGCUAGCAGGCCCAUCGAACCUCGCCUCAGCAGGCAGCUAUCAGACCGCAAAUCCGCAAUAUGAUCAGCCAUUGCCUUCCCCAACUGGCUCGUACGGAUCUUUUUCAGAAGAAAGAUCUGAGGCGGGCAGGCGACGGCCGAGACCCUCGGAAGACGAGCAUGGAGUUCGUUUACCACCUCCAAACACGUUCCCCGACGAUAAUCCACGACGACGAUCUCCCUCGUCCAGCAGUAGCCCGAGCCAUCUGCAACCACUCUCGCAAUUACAACCACAGCCGGCUUCAUACGCCGGAUAUGAUAACAGAACACCACCGCCAAGAGGCAGUCCGUCUGGUGCUCCGGCAGGGCCUAGCACCGCGAGUUCUGUAAUGAGCUUAGAGAAUAUAAUGGGUACUGGACCACCUUCUAGCAAUGAUAUUGACCAGAAAAUGUUGGGUCGCUUGAAUCGUCGGACACAACAGUAAAAUAAAGAAAAUAUUGGUUUCUAUAGAGGCCACAGAGUGGUAACGGGAUCAAUAUUAUUGCUCGGAAGCGAGUCUGGGAGGGGUUGGGAAAAUAGAACGCUGCUGGCGGCGGGUUUGAAGAGCUAAAUCUGCGACGAGGGCUCUCGGUAUUCAAAUCGAUUUUCAAUUAACGAGUCGACGGCAUAACAGGGCGAUAUUUGCAUUUCCUUCGUCAAGGCGGCGGUCACGAGUCGAAGGCGUAAACCGAGGUCAUCUGCGGACGGAUACGAAAAAAAAAACAGGAGAGCAAGCCGCGUUAAAAGACCACCUACCUACUUAGAUCACUACUAGUUUGGCGACGAACUUCGAUCAUAGCAUAUUGUCUAUUCGUUUGUUUUUACAUCAGUUCUACUUAUUAUGCUUUUAAUUCUUUUAAAGUCGUCCACUUGAUUUCGAACACGGGAGGGGAUAAGAAGAUUGGUUCGCCUCACGGCAAAAAUCAGAAAGCUGGUGGUUGCGUGUUUUAGUUUUAUUGUGUUUUUUAUCGUCUAAGCGUUUAUCCGUUACGUUGUUUUCAUAAUACAGUUCAUGAUUUCAAUGAGUUGCAGGCAUUAUUAUGCCUAUCUCUAGAAAGACAUAAUCAAAAUUCAACAGUGAAUGAGAGUCCUACGUAUAUGAUUAA
This is a messenger RNA of Hypoxylon trugodes, 2571 nucleotides long. RefSeq lists its product as uncharacterized. Lineage: Eukaryota; Fungi; Ascomycota; Sordariomycetes; Xylariales; Hypoxylaceae. Gene Ontology annotation, molecular function: DNA-binding transcription factor activity, RNA polymerase II-specific; zinc ion binding. Bases 663 to 1910 code for a protein of 415 amino acids. Gene Ontology annotation, biological process: regulation of DNA-templated transcription. The transcript is spliced from 2 exons. Gene Ontology annotation, cellular component: nucleus. The record is from RefSeq and is a predicted model, not a curated record.